Salpingoeca rosetta is the source of this 1633-nucleotide messenger RNA. RefSeq lists its product as uncharacterized. The annotation marks the transcript as partial. The record is from RefSeq and is a predicted model, not a curated record. The transcript is spliced from 17 exons. Lineage: Eukaryota; Choanoflagellata; Craspedida; Salpingoecidae.
AUGAACUGCUGCAGGGCGGAUGCAAGUGGAUCAGCGGCGUGGCUGUGGACAAUGGGCUUUUCCUGCCACGGCAUUCCAUGCAACUCGCCAUCCAUCCUCAUCGUCGAUACAGCCGCAAGUGGGGUGGACACAACCAUGCUGUCCGUUCCAGAAGUGCGACGCGUUCCGCCCGCACAAACAGGAAAUACCUCGUCACCUUCAGACGCACUAUCAAGUCUGCUCAUUCUGAUGCCAUGCGCAACCGCCUCCCCAAGCUGCACAACGGUAGGGACAUUGUGCUGGUGUGCGCGUGCCGGUGGUUUGGCAAAGAGCGCAUGGGUCAGGAAGAGUUCAACAAGUACACGUACACGGAGCUGGCGCUGGAGACCAAGUUUGGGCUCAUCAUCAUGGCUGCGGGUGCCAUCCCCGUCAUUGUCGUCGAUCACUACGUGCUGCCCUACCAGGACCUGCUGGACUGGGAGACGUUCAGCAUUCGCAUUCCCCGAUCACAGGCUUCUCGGGCUUCCGAGGAUCCUGCAGUCGAUCCCUGAUGAGGUGGUGGAGAUGAUGCAGAGACGCGUUGUGUUUGUGUUUGAGGAGUUCUUCAAGUCCAUCUCCACCCAAGUGCACACAGCACUGGAGUCUGCCAGGAUCAACCUGUUCAGCGGCGACAACGCGUGGCAGGUCAGCUGUCACCCCACCUCCCCCUCCACCAAGCACCACUGCUCUGGUGGGAUGAACACACGGGCGCUGCCAUGUGAUGACCAUCCAGCCACCCUUGUGCGGCUGCGGAAGCAGCAACACCAACACACACCACAAACAAACAAGCGAGCGAUGAGCAAUUGUAGCUGCACACAUAUCCAUGCUCCCUCUUCCCUUCCACUCACUCGCCAUGCUGGUGCUCGCACACAAACACACUUACAGGCGAUGCACACUCGCAAGCAGCAGGAUGAGGGAAAUGUCAAGGAUACUUGCCACGGGUGCCAGCUGCACUCGCCUCACACAUGUGGGCUCGCAUGCCGGCUGCUGCUGCUGCAACUCCCCUCGAUUCGGCUGCCACUGCUGUGUUCAUGCAGUGUUCCCAUAUGCGUGAGCAAGCAGCAGCUGUGGACACACACGUCCAUGGUCAUGGUGGGCACAUCCAACCACAGCGACGCAAUCAUGUGCAGCUCGGCCGUCACCGUCAUCGCCAUCGCCAUUGACUGCACAGCCGCCAUCACACUCCAGCCGACACCAGCCCCAAUCUGGCGUGAGGCAGAUAUUGCACAUGUCAGUCGCUCUGACGAAGAGGUGAGCAAUGUGCGUGUCGUUGAGGAGGCGCAUGAAGCGGUGGAACCAACGACGAUGAAGAUGACGAGUGAUGAAGGGCCAUGCAUCCGUCUCCAUCUAUCCAACCGACCAACCAAGCAGCCGAGCGAGCGAGCAAAGGACACGGCAUGGCAAGGGGCCGUUUGUUUUCACCGUUUCCACCAGCAGCAACAACAGCAGCAACAGCCGAUGUCUGGCUGCAUUGUGGAUGAACUGGCCCUCUGUAUCUCGUCCACCUCCCCCUCGUCCUCGUCGUCAUUGGUCGCCAACAGCAGCGGCUGCGGCCAUGGAUGGUGUGAUGUACGUCGGUGUGCCGUUGCCUCGCAUGACGACGACGCUGGUGGUG